AUGGCGACGCAAGGCUUGCGAACGAUAAUCGCGCUUUCAUUUAUCCUAGCUAUCGGCUUUCUCCUCGUUAUUCUAUCAGCGGCUCUAUGGCACAACUUCCUUCCGCUCACAGUCGUUGCGACGUAUAUAAUUGCACCACUACCAAACUGGAUUUGUAGCCAAUGUGGCAAUCCUGAUGAUUUUAUGGAAAGCUCGGGAAGCGCGAUCGUGGACUUUGGACGCUUCCUGACUGGGUUCUUGGUGCUUAUGGGAAUAGCUCUUCCAACGGCACUCGCGCAUAGUGGUGCUAUCGAGGUGCCUGCAAUGAUCAUGUCAAUCCUUGGUGGUCUUCUUAUUUACGGCACCAUCAUCAGUUUCAGCAUGUUUUUCAGGGAGCAAGAGGAGUUUUGA
This is a messenger RNA of Talaromyces proteolyticus, 390 nucleotides long. Its product is annotated as vacuolar protein sorting 55. NCBI's taxonomy places the organism in Eukaryota, Fungi, Ascomycota, Eurotiomycetes, Eurotiales, Trichocomaceae. The transcript is spliced from 3 exons. The coding region runs from base 1 to 390 and encodes 129 amino acids. Gene Ontology annotation, biological process: late endosome to vacuole transport via multivesicular body sorting pathway. The record is from RefSeq and is a predicted model, not a curated record. Gene Ontology annotation, cellular component: endosome; Vps55/Vps68 complex.